Exophiala bonariae is the source of this 1575-nucleotide messenger RNA. RefSeq lists its product as uncharacterized. NCBI's taxonomy places the organism in Eukaryota, Fungi, Ascomycota, Eurotiomycetes, Chaetothyriales, Herpotrichiellaceae. Gene Ontology annotation, cellular component: membrane. The record is from RefSeq and is a predicted model, not a curated record. Bases 1 to 1575 code for a protein of 524 amino acids. The transcript has 9 exons. Gene Ontology annotation, molecular function: carbohydrate:proton symporter activity. Gene Ontology annotation, biological process: transmembrane transport; carbohydrate transport.
AUGGCGACCGAACCUGUUGUGAAGGAGCAUCGAAGCAAAUUCAACGUUUUUAUCAUCCUCCUUGCUACAUUAGGUAGCAUUUCUUACGGUUAUUCAUCGUGUAUUAUCGCGACGACCCUCGGCCAGCCAAGCUUCAUAACAUAUAUGAAGCUUGAUCUCUAUUCGAACGCGGUACAGCUGAUAGGGGCUAUCAAUGGUUUGUAUCAGGCAGGAGGACUGUUGGGAACGCUUUACGUCGGUCUGACAGGUGAUCGAUUGGGCCGCAGAUGGGCUAUUUUCUCGGCUUCGGCAAUCACUGUUGUUGGUGGUGCCCUCCAAACUGGGUCGGUUCAUGUCGGAAUGUUCAUGGCUGCUCGAUUCAUUACGGGGUUGGGUAUUGGAGCACUCGUCACUCUUAUCCCACUGUGGCAGAGCGAGGUGGCUCCACCUAGAACCCGUGGCUUUCUUGUUGGCCUUCAUGGUGUCUUCAUCUUGGUAGGCUACAGUUCUGCCAGCUGGGUUGGUGUCGGUUUCUACUUUGUGAACGCCGAGGGGUCUCAGUUUCGACCUCCUCUCGCUCUGCAAAUAUUGCCCCCUUUGCUCCUUGCAUGCGCCAUAUUGUAUAUGCCAGAGUCGCCCCGUUGGUUGAUGGAGAGAGAUCGUGGUGAGGAAUGCCUCGCCAUCCUUCGGAAAAUCCAUGCCGAUGCCUCUGACCCUCAUGGGGAAUUCGCUCAACGGGAGUAUAACCAAAUUAGGCAGCAAAUCACUUACGAGAAAGCCCUUCCCACCUCAUGGGGUUCGAUUCUCGAGAUUCCAUCCUAUCGCAAGCGUUUGUUUGUCGGCUUCGGCUGCAUGUUCUUCGCGCAGUGCACGGGCACGCAGGUUAUUAACAACUAUGGCCCUCUGUUGUACAAGAACCUGGGUUUCAGCACUGCAAACGCAUUGAUCAUCCAAGCCGGCUGGAUCACCUGGGGCAUCAUAGGCAACUUCAUCAACGCGGUAUUGUUGGACAGGGUUGGACGAAAGUGGCUCAUGAGUACGGUUUCCUCGAAAAUCCUCAUGGCUCGUGGCGAUACUGACAUGACUGGUGGCAUGGUCGGAUGCGCGGUUUCACUUCUGCUGGAAAUUAUCAUGCUUGCGCUUUACCAAGAUACUGGCGACCGUGCAGGGAAUAGCGCUGCUGUCUUCUUUUUGUUCCUUCACAUCGGCUUCUACGCUUCUUCUCUCGACGCUUCUACAUAUGUAUACGCUUCCGAGAUUUGGCCAACGCACUUGAGAGCUCGUGGCUGUGCCAUCUCCGUCUCUGGUUUGUUCGUGUCUUCUCUGAUUCUACUCUGCGCAGCAUCAGACGCCUUUGCAGCCAUUGGCUGGAGGUACUACCUGGUUUUCUUAAGUAUGACGGUUAUUGGUGCUGUAUUCUUUGCGCUGGUGUUCCCUGAAACAAGACACAAGCCCCUCGAGGAGAUUGCUGCCGCCUUCGGCGAUGAGGUUGUUGACUAUUCCCUCGAGGCGUCUACUGACAAGGAUGCCGAGCUUAGUGAGGGGAUACACCCUGUGCCUGUUCGAGGCUACAAGGCUGAGAUCAUCAAAGUGUGA